GACCCAAUUCUAGGAAUUCUGGGACAAGGUAACCCUGGGCAUCAACAACAAACUCGACCCAUUCGGCAUGAAGCAAGGCAUCAACAAAACCGCCAAGCAGCUCGCGGACGCACAGAGCGCCGCCGCCAUUGCCAGCGGAAACUACACCGCCGCGUCCGCGGCGAUCGCGGCGGUAGAUGCCGAGCUUCGGCGCAUCGCGGAGCUUGCGUCGGCCGCGGACGCGCACCACGCGAGCCUCGACGGCGUCGUAGGCGCGAUGGAAGGCCUCGUCGAGCAGAACCGCGCGCUGGCGCAGGCCGCGACGGACCUGCAGACACUCCUGGAGAAGAUGCACACCGAGAGCGAGCAGCUGGACGAUCAAAACACGGCGGAGACGUUCGCGAAGGCGAUCCUCGAGAUUGGACGGCUCGCGAGCAGCUCGCAGUUCCUUGGCACUGUCAUGGGCGACAGGGCAGGCGAGUUCGAGGCGGCGGUUGCGAGAAUUCUGGGAUCGCCUGUGGAUAUUGAUGCUGCCUCCUAGAGCCGGUCAGGCUUUAUUUGUGCUAUGCGUAUUCAUCUCUGUAUUUGAUGCCCUUCAGGUGCAUAAAAUGUCCACUAUCUGAUAGUCUGACAUUAAGCAGCAUAAAGGGCGGGAUGAUUCUCGGUGGCGCAGAACAACUUGGACGCCAUGCGAACUUUUCGUGGCCGCUUGGGGAAAAACAUGGAGAAAAACGCAAGAGAAA
Phanerochaete carnosa HHB-10118-sp is the source of this 722-nucleotide messenger RNA. RefSeq lists its product as uncharacterized. The transcript has a single exon. Lineage: Eukaryota; Fungi; Basidiomycota; Agaricomycetes; Polyporales; Phanerochaetaceae. Bases 68 to 520 code for a protein of 150 amino acids. The record is from RefSeq and is a predicted model, not a curated record.